AAAACAAAAAUUCCAUUCUCUCUCUCUUUGAUUAUCUCUCUCUCCAUCUCUUUAUAUAUAUAUAUAUAUUCACACACACAUAUUUAUUAUACUUUUUACUUUUUCCUCUCAUUAGUCAUGACCAAUUUUUCAAGGUAGUGGGCCGAGCGGAGCUCCAUUUAUGCAAUAGGGUUGGAUUUACCAUAAAAACCUAAUCGUGUUCGGUGCGGGUAAGGUUUAAGGCAACCCGGACCAUACCCACCCCAUUUCCAAAUUGGGCAGUUUAUCCAAAUAAAGCACACUAUUUAACACAGUUUCGAGACGAUAUCAGAUAAAGUUUUUCAUAUCUGUUACUUUGGCGGCAAAGCACUGUAGCACCAACAAGAGCGAAGAAAAGAAGAAAAAGUGUAACAGUAACAGAAGAGAGAGAGAUAGCAACCUGAAGAGAGAGAAAGUAAUUGCUUCAGACGGUAUGCUUGGACUGGGGUGGUCGUGUUGUAGCAACAUUUUCCCUGCAAGCUCUCAUCUUCUUAUGACGACUGAUGUCUCUAAGACAUUGAAGAGCCCCAAACUUCCUCAUUUGUGCCAGCGGCAGAAUAGAGAGUUGCAUGGGUCCCGAAGAAUGUCAAAAGUUUUUGCUUACUACGGCCUGAAAACCCCGCCUUAUAAACUUGAUGCUUUAGAACCAUACAUGAGUCAGCGUACGCUUGAAGUGCACUGGGGAGAGCAUCAUCGUGGUUAUGUGGAAGGUCUGAAUAAACAACUUGGAAAGAAUGACAUACUUUAUGGCUACACCUUGGAUGAACUUGUCAAGGUGACGUAUAACAAUGGGAAUCCAUCACCCGAAUUUAACAAUGCUGCCCAGGUUUGGAAUCAUGACUUCUUUUGGGAAUCCAUGCAACCAGGGGGUGGUAACAUGCCCAUUUUGGGUCUUCUUACGCAGAUUGAAAAGGAUUUUGGUUCUUUUACUAAUUUCAGAGAGAAGUUCAUUGAAGCAGCUCUCACAUUAUUCGGUUCUGGCUGGGUUUGGCUUGUAUUGAAGAGAAAUGAGAAACAACUUCAAGUGGUCAAGACAACUAAUGCUGUUAGCCCUCUUUUAUGGGAUGACUUUCCCCUUGUCAGUUUAGAUAUGUGGGAGCAUGCUUAUUAUUUGGAUUACAAGAACGACAAAGCGAAAUAUGCUAAUACAUUCAUGAGCCACCUUGUGUCUUGGAAUGCUGCUGCAGCACGCAUGGCUCGUGCACAGGCUUUCGUGAAUUUAGGUGAACCCAAAAUUCCUGUUGCUUGAAAUGCUUCAGUAAAUUUGUCUCUCUAUCUCUGCAUAUAGAGGCGUUCCAAAUGGGGAUGUUUUGAGAUUUCCUCUCCAAGAGUUUACGUCGAACCUAUGGAAGAGGACAAAACAUUGAAUUGUUCUUGCUGGACUGUAUCUACCAACGGCGGUUGAUCUAAAUGUCUACUUGGUCGCAAAACUUAUGCUACUGAUCUUAGCAACAAUGUGGGUAUGAGCUAGAAGAUCUCAGAAUCCUUGUUGUACAUCUUCCCUGAACUGUUGAGAUAGUUUCGUUAGUUUUAGGGCAAACCCAUCAAUUUGUUGACUCUCUUUAAAUUACUGUCACUUCCUGCUUGUCAGUGAUUUUAUUUUUUGUUCUGUGGCUUGGAAUUUUUAAUUCAAUUUAUUUUUCCGUUUUUGGGA
Molecule: messenger RNA, 1672 nt
Organism: Cornus florida
Lineage: Eukaryota; Viridiplantae; Streptophyta; Magnoliopsida; Cornales; Cornaceae
Product: superoxide dismutase [Fe] 3, chloroplastic
Exons: 9
Coding region: 452-1267 (271 amino acids)
Biological process (GO): superoxide metabolic process
Cellular component (GO): chloroplast nucleoid
Molecular function (GO): metal ion binding; superoxide dismutase activity
Source: RefSeq, a predicted model, not a curated record